GAUGGUUAAUUUAUUUUUUAUCGGUUUUUUACAGACGUUCAUGAUGCGUGUGAUUAUUUUAUUAUUUACGGUGCUAGCAGUUGCGCUCGGCAACCAGAUCAGUUUUGAAGAUUUGGAUAUAGAAAAGUUAUUGAGCAAUGAGGAAAAGAGUAAAGCAGCGUUCGCAUGCCUCAUGGACCAGAAGCCUUGUGGAGAGAUGCAGGGAUUAAGAGAUACUAUACCAUACUUGAUAAAAACUAAAUGUGGUCAGUGUACUCCAAAACAGAAGCAGAAGUAUGAUCACAUAUCAAAAGUUCUCAGUGAAAAACAUCCAGAAUACUUCAACGCUUUAGCGUUAAAAUAUUCGUCGUCGGCGAAAUAAUUUGAGUAGUCUAAAACGGUUCUAUAAUUCUUAAAGGUUGUUAAAGGGGAAGAGUACAUUUUUAUGUAAAACUUAAAUCACAGUUUACCAUUUUCAAAAUGAAUUAAAUAUAUAUACUUGUCUUAGAACGUCUUCAGAUUACUAAUACUAUUUUUGAAUUUGGCCGGAAAAUACUGCCACCUUUUCAGGUGAUAAUCAUUUAGGAAUUCAUUUAAAUACUAUAAAAAUCAAAGAUAUUCGGCAUAAUGCAUUUGUUAUAUAAAACAACCAACAUGUGUUCAUUGUUUCUAUUCUAAUUACCAAAGUAAGGGUUAUUGAUGUUGGUUCAUACCAUAUAACAGAAAUAUAUUUUCCCUUGAUGGUCAUGAAAAAUAAUAAUUGUAAAUUCACCUUAAUGUACAAAAUAUUAUAUUAAGUAUUCGAUUUGUAUUCUGUUUAAAAUAAUUAUAAUAUAUAAUUUAGAAUCGAUUGAACCUGUAACAAUGUUUUCAUGAAAGUGCCAAGUGUUAGAAAAAAAAUAAAGUUAACCAAUAUUAUGUUUUGUUA
Molecule: messenger RNA, 907 nt
Organism: Vanessa atalanta (red admiral)
Lineage: Eukaryota; Metazoa; Arthropoda; Insecta; Lepidoptera; Nymphalidae
Product: allergen Tha p 1-like
Exons: 2
Coding region: 2-361 (119 amino acids)
Source: RefSeq, a predicted model, not a curated record